CAUGGCAGUCCGCACAUUUACCCGACCCUCAUCCCUGGACGCGUCUGUAAUCACCGCCGUGAAAAUGUCCACCAAAGAAACAAACGGCGACGUUCGAUCUGAGGCUUCUGCCAAAGAUAGCGCCCAGUCCUUUUCCGCAGAAGCAAGAGCACCGUUGGCUCACUCUGGCAAGACAGACUCGAAACCAGGAAUCACAUUCGCGAGCCAAGACAAACUCCCAAAGCUUCCCAUUCCAGAACUCGAGAACUCCUGCAAGAAGUAUGUCGCAGCUUUGAAGCCCCUGCAAUCCACGAAGGAGCGCAACGAUACCGCCGCGUCAGUCCAGGAAUUUCUGAAAUCAGAUGGACCCGUACUGCAAGAGAAGCUCAAGAAGUAUGCCAGUGGAAAGGCCAACUACAUCGAGCAGUUUUGGUACGAUUCAUACUUGAACUUUGAUAAUCCAGUCGUGUUGAAUCUCAACCCGUUCUUCCUGCUGGAAGACGACCCCACCCCAGCUCGAAACAACCAGGUCACUCGUGCAGCAUCACUGGUCGUCUCGGCUCUGUCCUUUGUUCGAGCAGUGCGCAAAGAAGAGCUGCCGCCCGACACAAUCCGGGGCCAACCACUCUGCAUGUACCAGUAUUCGCGACUGUUUGGCACCGCCAGGAUACCCACCGAGAAUGGCUGCCAGAUUGGACAGGAUCCUACUUCAAAACAUAUUGUCGUCCUUUGCUAUGGCCAGUUCUACUGGUUCGACGUGCUCGAUGACAACAAUGACUUGAUCAUGACUGAGAAGGAUAUUGCCCUCAACUUGUCUGUCAUCGUCGACGACGCGCAAGAAGUACCCAUCCAGGACGCUGCAAAGGGAGCACUGGGCGUGUUGAGCACAGAAGGCCGAAAGGUGUGGGCCGGUCUGCGCGAUGUUCUCCACCGGGAAGAAGGGUCAAACAACUCCGACUGCCUGAACAUUGUUGAUUCCGCAUUGUUCAUUCUGUGUCUGGACUACACCGAGCCGCAGACUGGCGCCGAUCUAUGCACAAACAUGCUCUGUGGUACCAGCAAGGUUGAACGCGGCGUCCAAGUCGGCACUUGCACGAACCGCUGGUACGAUAAGCUCCAGAUCAUCGUCUGCAAAAACGGAAGCGCGGGUAUCAACUUUGAACACACAGGUGUGGAUGGUCAUACUGUUCUCAGGUUCGCCUCAGACCUGUAUACGGAUACGAUUCUUCGCUUCGCACGCACGAUCAAUGGAAGUGCACCCAGUCUUUGGGCGACCCAGAGUCCCGACCCGGCAAAGCGAGACCCUGACAGCUUCGGCGAUGUCCAGGCCACCCCUCACAAACUCGAGUGGGAUAUGAUCCCGGAGUUGAGUACAGCACUUCGCUUCGCUGAAACACGCCUGGCAGAUCUCAUCCAGCAGAACGAGUUUGCGACCUUGGACUUUUCUCACUACGGCAAGAACUUUAUGACCUCCAUGGGCUUCUCGCCCGACGCAUUCGUGCAGAUGGCGUUUCAAGCAGCGUACUACGGUCUUUACGGGAGGAUAGAGUGCGUGUACGAGCCAGCGAUGACCAAACUCUACUACCACGGAAGAACCGAGGCGAUACGCUCCGUCACUGACGAGUCUGUCGAUUUCCUGAAGACAUUCUGGGGCGAAAACCCCGCAACACAGAAGAUCGAAGCUCUCCGUAAAGCGUGCCAGAAACACACCGAGAACACAAAGAUAUGCGCAAAGGCCCAAGGACCAGACCGCCACCUCUAUGCACUGUACUGCAUCUGGCAGCGAGCCAUGGACGAGUCCGCCGAAGUCGCCAGCAGCGACGGAUGGGACUCGACGCGCCCCUCAAGCCCAGACGCAUCCAGCAUCGCAUCACCAACUCGCACCUCCGUCCUGUCAGAAAACGAAUCCAUAUCCAGCUCGCCGCCUCCCCCCACAGCCCCCGUCCAGCAACACUCCAUGCCCGCCCUCUUCGCCGACAACGGCUGGGACAAAAUAAACACCACCAUCCUCUCCACCUCCAACUGCGGAAACCCCUCCCUCCGCCAAUUCGGCUUCGGCCCAACCUCCGCCGACGGCUUCGGCAUCGGCUACAUCAUCAAAGACGGCAGCAUCUCCAUCUGCGCGUCCUCCAAGCACCGCCAAACAUCCCGCUACAUCGACGCCCUAGAGUCAUACUUCCUCGAAGUCCGCAAACUGCUCCGCCAGAUAAAACGCCGCGGCACCUCCGCUGAUAAAACUGCCUCCCGCGCGCGUGAGGCGGAGGACCGCCCGCAGGCCAGCCGCUUCAAGAGCCGCGGCCGCAUCCUCGUCGCUGAUGGGACUAAGUCGCAGACCCCCGCGGAAAGUAUUGUGGAGGAAGACGACGACGACGGUCUGGGCGGAUACGGAUUCUUCGACGCAGGCAUGCUGCGCCAGGCCAUCAAAGCAGGCGACGCCGCGUCCGCCGAGCCGUCAGCGGAAAGAGACGUUAUACGCAGGAAUAUCGGGCGUAGGUUGAGGUUGUCGGAGUAUUAGCUUGGGAUAGUAUUAUAUCAUCUCGUUCCACAUAGUGUUUGGCUGGAUAAUCUUAGUCUUCCCCA
Molecule: messenger RNA, 2559 nt
Organism: Dothidotthia symphoricarpi CBS 119687
Lineage: Eukaryota; Fungi; Ascomycota; Dothideomycetes; Pleosporales; Dothidotthiaceae
Product: carnitine acetyl transferas-like protein
Exons: 3
Biological process (GO): carnitine metabolic process
Cellular component (GO): mitochondrion
Molecular function (GO): carnitine O-acetyltransferase activity
Source: RefSeq, a predicted model, not a curated record